AUGCAUCGUUCUUCAGCUGAAUCUACAAAAGACGAUGUUCUUGCGGAACGGAUGAAUCUCGGAUGCCCCAUUCACGCUCAACGGAACGAACAUAUCCGAAUGCACAGCUACGUUUAUCUGGGUCGGGAACUGAACAUGAUGAACGACCUGACCCCCGAGCUGGGCAGAAGGAGACGAGCGGCUUGGGGAGCGUACAAGAGCAUCGAGGAUGUAGUGAAGAAAACUAGGAACACUCGGCUCCGUGCUCACCUCUUCAACACCACCGUACUUCCUGCUUUAAUCUAUGCUUCGGAAACCCGGGCAUUUCGCAAGCAGGAAGAAAAUGCGGUGAGCGUCAAUGAACGCGCCAUUGAGAGAGUGAUGCUGGGAGUAUCCCUUUUCACGCAAGUGAAGGACGGGAUUCGAAGUUCUCUCCUACGUUAG
This is a messenger RNA of Necator americanus (New World hookworm), 423 nucleotides long. RefSeq lists its product as uncharacterized. The record is from RefSeq and is a predicted model, not a curated record. The transcript has a single exon. NCBI's taxonomy places the organism in Eukaryota, Metazoa, Nematoda, Chromadorea, Rhabditida, Ancylostomatidae. The coding region runs from base 1 to 423 and encodes 140 amino acids.